Molecule: messenger RNA, 1529 nt
Organism: Polyodon spathula (Mississippi paddlefish)
Lineage: Eukaryota; Metazoa; Chordata; Actinopteri; Acipenseriformes; Polyodontidae
Product: coenzyme Q-binding protein COQ10 homolog B, mitochondrial-like
Exons: 5
Coding region: 117-839 (240 amino acids)
Biological process (GO): cellular respiration; ubiquinone biosynthetic process
Cellular component (GO): mitochondrion
Molecular function (GO): ubiquinone binding
Source: RefSeq, a predicted model, not a curated record
UCCUGCAACCAGUGAGAGGGCGAAGACGAUCCCCCUUCCACCAAUCAAAAGCUUCCGUGCUCAGAGAAGAGAAAGUAUCAGCUGCUUGUGGAAGCUGGCAUUUCAGUGCUGAGAAGAUGGCGAGAAGCGCGCAGGGGCUGAGGAGAGCUAUAGCCGAGUGUGUUAGCGAUUUACCGGCCGCUGCCAACCGCGAGAAGAGCUCCAGGAAUGCAGUUAGGCACCUGUCUUCGUGCGGUCUCUUGAUGACCAGAGCUCCCAUCCAGCUCCCUGUGUCGACGUGCAACCCCGUCCUUAUCACACCAGCCAGGAGCUUCCUGAACCUCACUGCUCCGUUCAUCAACAAGCGGAAAGAGUACUCCGAGAGACGCAUCAUAGGGUAUUCCAUGCUGGAGAUGUAUGAUGUGGUGGCGGGAGUGGAAGACUACAAGCAGUUUGUGCCGUGGUGUAAGAAGUCCGAGGUGGUGUUGCGCCGGUCAGGGUACUGCAAGGCACACCUAGAGGUGGGGUUCUCCCCCGUGAAGGAGAAGUACACCUCCCUCGUCACCUUGGUGCGCCCGCACCUGGUCAAGGCUUCCUGCACGGACGGGAAGCUGUUCAAUCACCUGGAGACGGUGUGGAGAUUCAGCCCGGGGAUCCCAGGCUACCCCAGAACCUGCACACUCGACUUCUCUAUCUCGUUUGAGUUCCGCUCGCUGCUGCACUCCCAGCUGGCGACAGUGUUCUUCGACGAGGUGGUGAAGCAGAUGGUGGCGGCCUUCGAGAGGCGCGCUGGAAAGGUGUACGGGCCGGAGACGAGGAUCCCGCAGGAGUUCAUGUUUCAUGAAGUGCACCACACGUAACAAGGGGGGAGGACGAGGAGGCAGGAGGAGGAGGAGGAGGAGGGAGGAGGGUGGAUGGAAUGGAUAUGGUGGGGGACCAGAGGUGGUCCUCAUCGCAGGGGGACCCACAGCUACUUAUUGACAACACUCAAACUAAACUGCUGACCUGCUCUUGUAAUUACCCACUGCUCGUCCUAAUCCACAAGGGAGGGGGUUCAACGGAGGCAGGUUCCAGUCACGUCUUGAUGGCCCUGCCAGUUCUUGCCAGGACAAUAAAAAGACUGAAAAAACAUGGAACUCCUCAAGCUAGUGUGUGGUUUAGUGGGUUUGCCCAGUAUAACCACUGAUUCAAACCCUGGGUCUCUAGUAUCUAGUCUGUGACUACUGGGGCACGCCUCACACAGAGUGAAUGGCUGGAUGUGGGAUUUUAACCCAGCAUCUCCAGUCUAGCAGUCCCCUCCUGGUCCUGGAGUUGAUGAGCCAGUGACUGAGCUGAGGGCUGUGAAGGAGUGUGAUCAAAGGGAACGCCACUGUUUGGAUCUGCUGCUAUAUAGACACCUGUGAUGAAUCCUCAAGGGCAGAAAAGCUGAUCUGUACACUUGUCAAAAAACAUAUAUGGAGGGCAUGUUUUAGUUUGUCGGGUGGUGGGGGGCACUGUUUUUACUUUUUUUUUUUUUUUUUUUUUUUUUGUAUGUAAUAUUAUGUGCCACU